This is a messenger RNA of Aricia agestis (brown argus), 1856 nucleotides long. Its product is annotated as carcinine transporter-like. The coding region runs from base 69 to 1805 and encodes 578 amino acids. Gene Ontology annotation, cellular component: membrane. NCBI's taxonomy places the organism in Eukaryota, Metazoa, Arthropoda, Insecta, Lepidoptera, Lycaenidae. The record is from RefSeq and is a predicted model, not a curated record. Gene Ontology annotation, biological process: transmembrane transport. The transcript has a single exon. Gene Ontology annotation, molecular function: transmembrane transporter activity.
GCGAGCCUUCUAUAGAUGUUGGCGUUUAAAUUAUUAUAGACAAUAUCGAAUCGAAACAAUUGAGCAAUAUGGGACACAGUGACAAACAGAAUCAGUCAGAAAACAGCAGAAGUAUCGAUAAGGCUGACCACCUAGAUUUAGGCAGAGAAGUCGAUUAUGACGAGUUGCUCUCAUCCGCCGGGGAAUUCGGCCGCUACCAAGUAUUUCUAUUUAUUUCGACGUUCCCCUUUUAUGUGUUUGGUGUGUUUGCCUAUUUUUCUCAAUUAUUCUUAACCGAAGUAUCGCCCAAUCACUGGUGUUGGAUACCUGAACUAGAAAACUUGACUGAUAUCGAACGAAGACAAUUGGCGAUUCCCUCCGACGCGAGUUCAGAGUUUGGAUACUCGCGGUGCUCCGCCUACGUUGCCAAUUGGACUGAAGUUCUUAGCACAGGUCAUCAGCCGAACAGCUCUUGGAGUACUCAAUCCUGUCAAUAUGGAUGGGAGUUUAAUAAGACUGAAAUACCUUAUGCCACUAUCUCGAGCGAACUUGGAUGGGUCUGCGAAAGGAAUAGCUAUCAAGCAACAGCUCAAUCGAUAUUUUUCAUCGGUUCUGUGUUUGGAGGCUUUCUUUUUGGAUGGGUGGCAGACCGAUUUGGUAGAUUACCGGCUGCAACUAUAAGUAACGUAGUUGGGUGCGUCGCUGGUGUGCUGAGUAUAUUUACAAGAAACCUUUUAGAGUUUUCAUUAAGUCGACUCUUAAUGGGAAUAUCAUACGAUGCCUGCAUGAAUAUGGCGUACCUACUGGUUCUGGAGUAUGUUGCUCCAAAAUACAGAACCAUCAUCGCCAACUUACCGUUUGCGAUAUUCUACACAGCAGGAGCAGUCGUGCUACCUUGGAUAGCUCUCGCAUGCGACGACUGGAAGAUACUAAGCUUAGUGACUAGUGUUCCUAUGGCCCUAUCAGUUUUAGCUCAUUUUAUUGUGCCUGAGAGCCCUCGCUGGCUUUUAUCUAAAGGAAAAGUUAAUGGAGCCAUCGAAAGAAUUGUGCGAAUAGGCCAAGUAAACAAGAAAGAAGUUCCACAAAAACUUAUUGAACAAUUCAAAGCGUCACACAGUAAGAAGGGCAAAGAAGAAAACGUAAGUUUCCUAUACCUACUAAGGAGACCUCUGCUAAGAAAAAUGUUUAUUAGCGUAUGUCUGGAGUACACUUGCUGCAUGCUGAUAUUUGACGCCCUAGUGAGGAGUAUCGGAGGUUUCGGCUUUGACUUUUUCUUAUCUUUUACUUUCUUAUCAAUGACCGAAUGUCCGUCGUUGCUUCUAAUUUCGUUUAUCUUAGAUUAUACCGGUAGAAAGUGGCUUUUGUUUGUGGCCAUGGUAAUCUGUUCGAUUUUUAGCGUGAUGAGCACAUUUAUAGGUAGAGGUCUGCCUUCGAUAAUGUGUGCAGUGAUAGCGAGGUUCUUUAUCAAUAUGUCGUGUAAUACAUGCAUGCAGUGGGCGGCAGAGAUGCUCCCUACUCCUGUGAGGGGUUCGGGUGUGUCCAUAGUCCACAUUUGCAGCUUCUUGGCUACAAUUAUCUCCCCUUACGUAGUAUACUUAGAGAACUUCGUGACUUGGCUCCCUCUUGUUAUUAUUGGAUGCGUCGCACUGCUCGGUGCCGUUUUGGCACUAUUACUCCCUGAGACCGUUAACAGGGAUAUGCCACAAACAUUCGACGAAGCUGAAACACUCAUUAAAACACAAAAGUUCUUUGAUGUGCCAUGCCUAAAUAAGAAAGUAGACAAUGAUGCUAUUGGCCAUGUUAAUUCUUCAUUUGAAUUGAACUAAGUUGGAGAUUUUAUUUCUAAACUGUCUGUUUUAAUAUUGUAAAGAAGCAUU